AUGUUGUGGGAGCGAACUACUGCAUUUGUGGCUGGGGUUUUAUCUUCGGCCACAGGCCUUGAACAUCCCAAAUUAUCGACACGUACGACGGGUACAAUUGAUGAUUACUUGACGACUCAAAGUCCGAUCUCCCUUCAGGGUAUCCUAAAUAACAUCGGUCCCGACGGCUCUAAGGCUCAGGGUGCGAGUGCCGGAAUUGUUGUUGCAAGCCCAAGUACAGUUGAUCCUAAUUACUUUUACACUUGGACUCGGGAUUCGGCGUUGACUUUCAAAUAUCUUAUUGAUACUGGCAAUUCAAGCCUCCAAACUCUUAUUGAAGAUUAUGUUACUGCUCAAGCAAAACUACAAACCGUUGAGAAUCCAUCUGGAGACUUGGCGACCGGCGCAGGUUUGGCAGAACCAAAAUAUUACACCAAUGAAACUGCAUUCUUAGGUGAAUGGGGACGCCCUCAACGUGAUGGGCCAGCUUUACGUGCCAUAGCUUUGAUUUCAUUCGGUAACGAUCGCCUUACCUUGGGACAAAACGAUACUGUCAAGAAUAUUAUCUGGCCAAUUGUUCGAAACGAUUUGGCAUAUGUUUCUCAGUAUUGGAACUUCUCCGGCUUUGAUUUAUGGGAAGAAGUUAAUGGAUCAUCUUUUUUCACCACCGCGGUUCAACAUCGAGCAUUGGUAGAAGGAGCAAAAUUCGCCACCUCCCUCGGAGAAUCAUGUAACGACUGCGAGGAGCAGGCCCCCGAGGUUCUUUGCAUGCUACAGGAUUAUUGGAAUGGAACUAGCAUCGACUCGAACAUUCAAGUGCAAUCAACAACUUACGAUCGUUCCGGAUUGGAUUGUAAUUCAAUAUUGACUUCGAUACAUACUUUUGAUUCCGAUCCAGCUGUGGGAUGUGAUUCUACAACUUUCCAGCCUUGUUCAGACCGCGCUCUUGCAAACCAUAAAGUAUUGGUCGAUUCUUUCCGCUCCAUUUAUACUAUAAACUCAAAUGCUUCAACAGGACAAGCUGCAGCUAUCGGACGCUAUGCUGAGGAUGUUUAUCAAGGAGGAAAUCCAUGGUAUAUAUGCACAUACGCUGCAGCAGAACAACUUUAUGAUGCUCUAUGGACAUAUAACAGCACAGAAAGCAUUACCGUAACCGACAUUAGCCAUGAAUUUUUCACAGACUUAGUCCCCGGAAUACAGACAGGUACUUUCGCAAGCGAUUCGAGCCAAUUUAAGGACGUAAUCAAGGCUCUGCAAGACUAUGCAGAUGGUUUUGUAUCGAUCGCCGCAACAUACACACCAGAAGACGGAGCACUAGCCGAACAGUUCUCUCGCGAAAAUGGUACCGCUCUGAGUGCAGUAGACCUUACAUGGUCUUAUGCGUCUUUCCUCACCAUGCAACGAGCCAGAGAGGGAAAUUUUGGUCCUAGUUGGGGAGCUGCAUCUGCUAUUGCUAAAGGAGUGCCGGAUAAAUGCUCCGGUGGUGGUGUCAAGGGGACUUAUUCUACACCAUCAGCAGUUUCAUUCCCUCAAAGUGAAGAGGGAACUUUUGGAACGAAAAGCGGUUCGAGUAGUGACGCGGGAGCCGGAACUGGAACAAUCACUGGUAGUGCCGCUAGUGCGACGACAUCAAAGAGCGCUGGGAAUAGACUUAUGCCUAUUGGUUUCUUUUUUCGUUAG
Messenger RNA from Botrytis byssoidea, 1659 nucleotides. RefSeq lists its product as uncharacterized. Gene Ontology annotation, biological process: polysaccharide catabolic process. The transcript has 3 exons. The record is from RefSeq and is a predicted model, not a curated record. Gene Ontology annotation, cellular component: fungal-type vacuole. Bases 1 to 1659 code for a protein of 552 amino acids. Gene Ontology annotation, molecular function: starch binding; glucan 1,4-alpha-glucosidase activity. NCBI's taxonomy places the organism in Eukaryota, Fungi, Ascomycota, Leotiomycetes, Helotiales, Sclerotiniaceae.